AUGAGAAAAAACGAGCCGCAGCGAGGUCUCUGGGGGUUGGUCGAGGGCUUGUCAGCGCUGUCACGAAAUCGGUUGGACCUUCCCACGCAGCGCAUGAUCGUCCUGCUUGCGGUAUUGGCCGCCAAGGGCGGUCCUUAUCCGAGGAUCGACGACAACCGCAGCUGCCCCGGCGGGCCGCACAAGACCCGCUCCGCCCUUUCCGGCUGCCGCGGCGGCGGCGGCUGCGCGGACACCUGCGAGGACAACCAGUGGAGCGAGUCAUCGCUCGAGGGUGGCUCCGUGUGUGCGUGGGACGAGGGCGUCGUCCUCUACGCCGGCUUGGAAGGCCCACACGGUUACGACCGCAAGCUCCUCUGCCCGCUGUGCGCCCGCUCUGGCACCUGCGCCAUCGUCCUUACGGCGGCCGCGUCUACCAGCGCCCCCAUCGCAAUGGAGGCGUCUAUUUGGUCCCAUGCCGCUGCUGGGCAUGUUUGGAAGCUGAUCGAGAUGGGUGUCGGCGCCGGUGCCACCGUGUUGCUCGGGACAUUCGCCUCGCUGAACCCAACCGCCGCUCUCGCCCGAGUGGCCUUCGCCCAGCUCGUCGGCAAAGCGGCCGCGUCUCCCACGGAUCCACAACCGGCAGUCCAGCGGGGUGUUGAGCUCUACGGAACCUUCUCCAAGGCAACAGUCUGA
This is a messenger RNA of Emiliania huxleyi CCMP1516, 672 nucleotides long. RefSeq lists its product as hypothetical. The coding region runs from base 1 to 672 and encodes 223 amino acids. NCBI's taxonomy places the organism in Eukaryota, Haptophyta, Isochrysidales, Noelaerhabdaceae. The record is from RefSeq and is a predicted model, not a curated record. The transcript is spliced from 2 exons.